UUACUUAUGUUAACCACCAAUAUGAUAAGGAAAGAAUUGAACUCGCAAAACCAGUACGAAGCAGGACUUGCAUUGACAUCUUUGAGUUGUUAUAUUAGUAUCGAUUUAGCUAGAGAUUUAUCAAACGAUAUUCUGACUCUGCUUAGUUCAACCAAACCUUACAUAAGAAAAAAGGCUGUUUUAAUGAUGUAUAAAGUAUUUUUAAAAUAUCCUGAAGCCUUAAGACCUGCCUUUCCUAGGUUGAAGGAGAAAUUGGAAGAUGCCGAUCCAGGAGUACAAUCUGCUGCAGUAAAUGUAGUGUGUGAACUAGCAAGGAAAAAUCCAAAAAAUUAUCUCAGCCUUGCUCCAGUUUUUUUCAAGUUGAUGACGACUAGUACAAAUAACUGGAUGCUCAUAAAAAUUAUCAAAUUAUUUGGUGCUCUUACCCCCUUAGAACCUAGGCUAGGCAAAAAAUUAAUUGAACCAUUGACUAAUCUUAUACAUAGCACUUCUGCAAUGAGUUUACUUUAUGAAUGUAUUAAUACAGUCAUUGCUGUCCUAAUAAGUAUAUCAACUGGAAUGCCUAAUCAUGCAGCCAGUAUACAACUUUGUGUACAAAAAUUAAGGAUACUUAUUGAAGAUUCCGACCAAAAUCUCAAGUAUUUGGGUUUGUUAGCCAUGUCCAAAAUCCUGAAAACACAUCCAAAAAGUGUCCAAGCCCAUAAAGACCUCAUUCUGCAGUGCAUGGAAGACAAAGAUGAAUCUAUUAGAUUGAGGGCUUUAGAUUUGCUCUAUGGAAUGGUCUCUAAAAAGAAUCUAAUGGAAAUCGUGAAAAAACUUAUGGUACAUAUGGACAAGGCAGAAGGUACCAUUUAUAGGGAUGAACUGUUGAGCAAAAUUAUAUUGAUAUGCUCACAAAAUAACUAUCAGUUUAUUACAAACUUUGAAUGGUACAUUACAGUUUUAGUGGAGUUAGCGCAGAUGGAGUUUGGUUCCAAACAAGGUCAUAUUAUUGGUGCUCAGAUUAUGGAUGUAUGUAUACGUGUGCAGGCAAUAAGAUGUUUUGCUGUGAAUGAAAUGGCCCAAGUCUUAGAUGUGUAUACUUCAACUUCACAGUUUACGAUCAUGCAAGAAGUUUUAUAUGCAGCUGCAUGGCUUUGUGGAGAGUUUGUAAGUGAACUGAAGGAUAUGGAAAAAACCUUGAAAUCGAUGUUGAAAUAUAAAGUUCUACCACAACAUAUUGAAUCUGUUUUCUUACAAAACAUCCUCAAAAUAUAUGCUCAUUUAAUUGGAAAAUACGAAAUUGAAGAAAAGUAUGAUGAAAUACUUAAGGUUUGUGAUAUGGUGACAGAAAAAAUGAAUGAAAGCAUCAAAUCUGGAGAGUUAGAAGUUCAAGAAAGGGCCAGCAUUUCACUUUUUGUAAUUAAAAUUGUUCAUGAGGAGAUAUCAAUGAAAAAGACAAUAAAAACCUCUGAAAUGCCUGCAUUAGACAGUUCAUCUGAAAAUAAUGUUAAAUCAAUUUCUGAGGAAUUGAUCAGCAUGUUUUGUGGUGAACUAAAUCCAGUAGCUCCCAAAGCUCAGAAGAAAGUACCUUUGCCAGAAGGCCUAGAUCUUGAUGUUCCCAUAAAUGACCCAAUAGAGGAAUCUGAAACUGACAGUGAACCAGAAAUAAUGGAAAAUCUCUUUAUAAAACCAGACAAAGUUAAAUCUAUUAUUUAUCAAUCUGAACCGACAGAAGAGGAACUGAAAAAGCUUUCAAAAUUUUCCGCGAACUCUGUGAAUCAAAUUGGAGACUUUCUUAGCAGGGUUAUUGAUUUUGAAAACAUUUUCAGUUCCUCAGAUGAUGAUGCAAAUCAAGUACAAGCAAUAGAAGUGAAAAGGGAUAUGGAACUGCCCGAGGGAGCUACGCUUUCUGAUUCUGACAGUGAUCAUGCCCAAAAGGACGAUCCCCACAGAGCUCUGGACAUUGAUUUAGACCUGCCUACACUUGAUUAUUCAUCUAAACCUGAGAAACAUAAAAGUGAUAUCAAUGUUAGGAAGGAUAAAAAACAUUCUAGAAAGAAGGGAGAGAAAGACAAGUAUAGUAAAGAAAAAUCUGCCAAGGAAAAUGUGACUUCUAAUUUACCAAGUUCAGAGAAACAAAAGAAGAAGAAAAGUAGCAAACACAAGGAAAAGCCAUUCAAGGAACCAGUAGAAGCAAAUCUGUUACUUCUGGAUGAUGAGGUUCCUGCAAAAGUCGCCGAAGAGAUAAAAAGUGUAAAGAAAGAGAAAAAGACCAGAGAUAAAAAGGAACGAGGGAAAGGAAAAUCCAAAAAGUCUUCUUCUGGCUAUGAGGAAGCUGUUGGAAUUUCAACGCCUAGUAAAGAAUUCCAGUAAUAUGGGUUAUUUUAUAUACAGAUUUAUUUUGUUUUGUUAUUCACUUAAUAUAUUCAAGGUAAAAUACUCUCUCUAAAGUGAAGAUCCCACAUUAUGUUUUAAGGAUAUAUGUUGAUAACAAACAUACCAACACCUUUAAAAUGAAUAUAGUAGUAUUUUAAAAUCAUAACAAAACUCGCUAAUUUACUAGCGAAGUUAUAUACAUUUCAUGGUCUCUUAUGAUUUCCAUUUCUAAUAAGAAAAAGACUAACUAAUAAUAAUAUUGGAUUAUUGCUUUAUUGUAUUCCUGAUAGUUUAUUUUGAAAAGUAUAAUGUCCAAUUGAAUCAAUAAAUUAUAUUGUUUAAUAA
Messenger RNA from Leptinotarsa decemlineata (Colorado potato beetle), 2703 nucleotides. RefSeq names its product adaptor-related protein complex 3, delta 1 subunit-like garnet (gene garnet). Gene Ontology annotation, biological process: neurotransmitter receptor transport, postsynaptic endosome to lysosome; Golgi to vacuole transport; anterograde synaptic vesicle transport. The record is from RefSeq and is a predicted model, not a curated record. NCBI's taxonomy places the organism in Eukaryota, Metazoa, Arthropoda, Insecta, Coleoptera, Chrysomelidae. Gene Ontology annotation, cellular component: terminal bouton; presynaptic endosome; AP-3 adaptor complex.